AUGACGAACUGGCGCCUCGUUAUAACGACGAAACGUGUGGGCCUCGUCCAUUCUUUUAUAUUUUUGCUGGCGCCUCGUUAUAACGACGAAAAACGUGUUCGGGCCUCGUCCAUUCUUUUUUAUAAAUUGCUGGGGCCUCGUUAUAACGAUUGUUCGGCGCCAUUUCGUUAUUGCUGGCGCCUCGUUAUAACGAGGAAACGUGUUCGGGCCUCGUCCAUUCUUUCAUAUUGCUGGCGCCUCGUUAUAACGAGGAAACCAUUUAUAACGAGGAAACGUUCUUUCGAGCCUCGUCCAUUCUUUCAUAAUUGCUGGCGCCUCGUUAUAACGACGAAACGUCCUCGUCCAUUCUUUCAUAAAUUGCUGGCGCCUCGUUAUAACGAGGAAACGUGUUCGGGCCUCGUCCAUUCUUCCAUACAUUGCUGGCGCCUCGUUGUAACGAGGAAACGUGUUCGAGCCUCGUCCAUUCUUUCAUACAUUGUUGGAGACUCGUUGUUCCUUUUGGGACAGCAAAAGAAGAGGCUGUCUCAUUCUAAUUCUAAUUCUAUCUAUCUAUCUAUCUAUCUAUCUAUCUAUCUAUCUAUCUAUCUAUCUAUCUAUUCUGUGCAAUAA
Acanthosepion pharaonis is the source of this 609-nucleotide messenger RNA. NCBI's taxonomy places the organism in Eukaryota, Metazoa, Mollusca, Cephalopoda, Sepiida, Sepiidae. The record is from the annotation of a GenBank genome assembly.